AUGAGACAAGAUAUUUGUGGUCGUACUGUUACUGCUUACAAGAAACGUCACCUUAAAAACCCAGCAGCAAAUGAAGAGGAAGUUGUUUACUAUGAUCCCCCACUAAGAGAUGAUAAAGCAGUCAAGAUACCUUUAACCAAACAACUUAGAUUUCUAAACAAAGAUGCUCUGAUACAAGUGAAUGAAGUUAAUGCAGAAGGUUUGGUCACAAAUCCGUGGAGGCUUUGCAGCAUUCAGCAAGUUGAAGAAGUCAAAUGUUUAAUUAAAAUGAUACCAAUAUGGGCUUCUGGUAUCUUGUGUUUGAUACCAAUGGCACAAACAAGAACCUUUCCUAUAGCACAGGCCAUGAAAAUGGACCGACACCUUGGACCACACUUUGAAAUUCUCGCUGCAUCAUUCCUUGUAGUGGCCUUAAUUAGCAUUGGUAUAUGGCUCCCCUGUUAUGACCUCUUUGUGCAAAGAGCUCUGGCAAAAGUCACAAAACAAGAUGAAGGGUUGACAAGCCUUAGAAAUAUAGUAAUUGGCAACAUCUUCUGA
This is a messenger RNA of Gastrolobium bilobum, 537 nucleotides long. Its product is annotated as protein NRT1/ PTR FAMILY 2.12-like. Gene Ontology annotation, cellular component: plasma membrane. Lineage: Eukaryota; Viridiplantae; Streptophyta; Magnoliopsida; Fabales; Fabaceae. The transcript has 3 exons. The record is from RefSeq and is a predicted model, not a curated record. Gene Ontology annotation, biological process: transmembrane transport. Gene Ontology annotation, molecular function: transmembrane transporter activity. The coding region runs from base 1 to 537 and encodes 178 amino acids.